Molecule: messenger RNA, 6786 nt
Organism: Anguilla anguilla (European eel)
Lineage: Eukaryota; Metazoa; Chordata; Actinopteri; Anguilliformes; Anguillidae
Product: disks large-associated protein 3-like
Exons: 12
Coding region: 440-3736 (1098 amino acids)
Biological process (GO): signaling
Cellular component (GO): glutamatergic synapse; postsynaptic specialization
Molecular function (GO): molecular adaptor activity
Source: RefSeq, a predicted model, not a curated record
GAGUGUGUGUGUAGGGGUGGAGAGGGGGGUGGAUUCGGUGUGCAGUGCAAGCGCGAGCACACACAGACCGCAAGAAAGAGAGAAACCGGGUCCUUAAGGAGAACAAUCCUCGCGCUGCUGAGCUUUGUUUUAUUAGUCAGAGGGAAGAUAGAGCCGACAGUACAGAGGAAUACCUGUCUUUACGGAGAGCUGCCUCGUGACCCGCGAGCUUCGGAAACAGAUAAGCCCGCUGCGAGGUACCGCUCCGACGCGCAUUUAACUUGUCUGCUUGAAGUCAUAGCAACCAAAGCUACGGAUAAUAAGUGCCUGAGUGACAGCAUAGCCCCUGACCGUACAGAGAUGGAGACGGUUAUUCCCUGGCUGAGGCACUGACUCCGGCGGAGCCCUGUCCCGGUCCCAGCGCCCCCUGUCGGCCCGCGUGGCCCGCAAUGCCCCGGCCAUGAAGGGGUACCAUGUGACCCGGAGCCAAUCCCAGCAUGCCCCGGGGCCGUGCCACUGCGGGCCGGAGGACUUUGACGCCUUGCGCGACUACAUGCCCGGCCCCCAGGACUACGCGGGUCACAGCAACCACGCGUACUUCCCCCCCGGGGCGCCCCCCGACCUGGCCCACCGCCGCGUGCCCUCCUACGGGGGCGGCACCUUCCCCCGCUCGCACCCGGGCCAGCAGCAGCUCUACGAUGGGCCCCCUGGCCCCGCCCACUACGGCCACGCCCCCAGGAAGUCCCAGCGGGCCUCUCCCGGGGAGCUGGAGCAGUACGAGCGGCAGCUGGAGGGGUACCACACGCUGCAGUACCAGCGCGCGGCCAGCGGGGGGCAGCAGAGGGAACGGCCCGAGAGCCCCAGCCGGAUCCGCCACCUGGUGCACUCCGUCCAGCGCCUCUUCACCAAAUCCCACUCGCUGGAGGCUCCCGCCAAACGGGAGCACAGCAACGGGAACGCCCCCCGCGAGAGGGCCGGGGCCGGGGGCGGAGCCGGGGGUGGCCACGCCCACCGCAGCCCCGCCCAGCGCGCCCCCCGGUCCGCCCGGCGCAGCAAGAGCCACGACCGCAGCAAGAGCCGCGAUUCCCGCCACCGCAGCCGCAACGCCGGCUGGUGGAGCUCCGACGACAACCUGGACAGCGACAGCGGAUACCCCCUGGGCAGCAGGGGGCGCCGCAGGGCCCCGCCAGGCCAGCCCAGCCUGGAGGGGGCGAUCCAGGACCUGACGCUGAGGAGCAUGAGGGGCCCAGGGCCCCCGGGGGACUGUCUGAGCUGCUCCUCCGUGGGCGUGGCCGGGGACCCGGCACACGCCCUGAAGAUGAACGCCUGGGCCGCCAUGGCGGCCAGCCAGGCACGCGAGGCCUACCCCGGCCCCGCCCACAACAAGGCCCUCGUACCGCUGGAGCCCAAGGGGAAGGAGCACGGGCUGCACUACCUGCAGGUCCCCUCGGAGGACUGCAGCGGGGCCUUUCAGGUUGGGGGCGGGGCCUCUGAGGGCGGGGCGGAGAUUCCGUGCCGGAGGAUGCGGAGCGGCAGCUACAUCCGCGCCAUGGGCGACGACGACAGCGUGGAGUCCGACGCCAGCCCCACGGCCACGCCCCGCAACCCGGCCACGCCCCGGAACACUGCCACGCCCCGGAACACCGCCACGCCCCGAAACGCUCUGCUGACCCAGAGAGAGGCCCUGCGUCGCUCCGUGAGCAUGGACCAGCGGCCCCCCAAGUACUCGUGUAAGCAGUGUGCCAGCACCUACGCCAACAGCCGCACCAUGCCCCGGAACCACAGCUGUGUGCACCUGCAGCUGGGGGAGUCUAUGUGUGAGUCGGUGUUUGGGGAUUUCGGGGAGUCUCAGGCGGUCGACGCCCUGGACCUGCCCGGAAGCUUCCGGGCCCGCAGCCAAAGCUACGUCCGCGCCAUCCAGGCCGGCGUCUCCCAGGACGACGACUGCCUGCCCGUCUUCUCCCUGUCCGGCCCCCAGGGAGGGGCCAAGGGUGCCGCUGUGUUCCCUAACAGGAGGAAGUUGCCCCCCCCCCUCCCCCCGCGGAUGCUGCGGGGGCAGCGGUCCCUGGCGGCGCAGAGCAGCACAGAGUCCACGCAGGAGGCGUACUUCCAGAGCACAGGCCAGCCGGGCCUGCGUCGGCUCCGGCAGCACAGCGGCUCCCUGGACGGGGUGGAGGGGGGCGGGGGGCGUUCCUCCCGGGGCGGGUACUACCCGGGGGCGGGGCCGGAGGCGGGGCCUGGCACGGCCCGGGGGCGGGGCAGUUACCAGCACAGCAACUCCGUGGAGAGCCUGGAUGGGCCCCGGGGCGUGGCGGGGGCGGGGCCCAUGAGGCCGAAGCACAGCAGCUCGGCGGAGAACCUGCUGGAGGGCGUGGCCGGGGGCGGGGCCGGGGGCAGGGGCGGGGCAGGGGGCCGAGUGGGGACGCUGGGGAAGUCCGUCUCCCUUCCUCAUAACGGGAAGGGCGUGAGAGUGCAGGACGAGCGGCUGCAGGACGGGCACGGGCGCCAGUGGAGACCCCCCAUGGCCAUGCCGGUGGAUAGCUCAGAGGCAGUCUCAGAUUCAGACCCAGAGAGUAAAGCACUGCGGGCAAUGCAGGCCAUCGGGCUGCAGGCAGAAGACAAGAGGCGUGGCCGUUUCAGGCGGUCCUGCAGUGUGAUGUCAGGGAUGCAGGCAGACUUAGAAAGGGAGGAGCUCCAGGGGAGGGGCGUGGCCUCACAGUUCUCCGCCUCCUCCUUUCAGCGCCACGCCUCCGAGCCGGAGGAGACCCGCACUGUCCACACCCAGGGCCAGUGGGUUUACCAUGACAACUAUCACCAUGCCAACGACCCCCGCCCCACCUCUAGCCACGGUCGCACCACUCCCUCUGGCCACACCCCCAGCCACGGCCGUGCCACGCCCUCUGGCCACACCCCCAGCCACGGCCGUGCCACGCCCUCUGGCCACACCCCCAGCCACGGUCGCACCACUCCCUCUGGCCACACCCCCAGCCACGGUCGCACCACUCCCUCUGGCCACGCCCACGGUCGUGCCACGCCCUCUGGCCACGCCCACGGCCGUGCCACGCCCUCCGGCCACGCCCCUGAGCCGGGCCGAGGGGAGGGCCGUCGGAGUCGGCCCAGCUCCGCCCGCGCCUCCCCCUGUCCCCGCGACGGGGAGUUCUUCCUGCGCCUCCUGCACGCGGAGGUAGAGAGGAUGGAGGGAUGGUGCCAGCGCUUCCAGAGGGAGGCGGAGGAGAACGACCUGCCGGAGGAGGUGUUGGCAGGAAUCCGCAGUGCCGUGGGCAGUGCCCAGACCCUCAUGGCUCAGAAAGUCCAGCAGUUCUUCCGGCUCUGCCAGCACAGCCUGGACCCCACGGCGCACCCCCAGCCCAGCCCCCAGGACCUGGCGGAGCUGUGGGAGCUGCUGCAGCUUGCGGUGGAGGAGGUGCGGCUCAAAUUCCAGGAGCUGCAGCGGCUGAAAGACUCGGGCUGGCGGCUCCACCUGAAGGAGGAUAAGAGCCUCCCGCCCCCGUUACCAAAGAAACCCAGCGGGGGUGUGGGUGGCGGUCGCGCCCGGGGCGGGGUCGACCCCAGGGGGGGCGUGUCCUGUGAGCCCCCUCCCCUCCCGGAGAAGACUGCCACCCUGGUGGAGCACCAGGACCCACACAGCCGGCUGCUGCAGGCCAAGAACUCCGCCCACUCUUUCCGCCAAAACUCCGCGACAGAGAGUGCCGAUGGAGUGGAGAUCUACAUCCCUGAAGCACAAACACGCUUCUGACCUGUAACACACACUCACACUCACACUCACACACACAGACUCUCACACACACACGCUCACGCACACACACUACAGAGUAGCGCCUUUAUUUCAGCUGGAGACAGAACUCUGUGGGUGCUCUGCGAAGCUGGCAGGUUACCUGGGCAUUCUGCGCUCUCGCACUCACUGUGACGUCACAGAACCCUGCUGUGACAUCACAGAGCCGUCAGGGUGGGUACAGUCACAGGAAGACCACUCAGAGCGUGGGUCGCCCUGAAGCCACCCACACUCGACACAAUCACCAAUUACACACCGCCCCCUGCAGAGCUACCGGCUGCAGUCCUCACUGCCACGCUCCGGGCUCGAUCAGAGACCACAGGGGCUCAUCCAUGCACCACAGUGUGGGGCCUCAACUCACAGAGCCGCCCAGUAGCCCCACACUCCUCGUUAGUCUUGAACAGUGGACAAGCUCUCUUUGUGACAUCAUCACUGCCAUGCUGCCCUUCCAGCAGCAACCAGCAGGGGGCGACAUGGUUUUUAAUGUAGCACACAAGGCGGACACACUCACAAGACCCCGGGGGGAAAGAGGCUAAGGCCUUGUGGGGAGGGGAGAGGACGUAUAGUUUUUGGAAGCAGGCUUGUAGCUUAUUGAAAACAAUGAAUCUGUUUUAGUCUGACAGUUUCACAGUCCAGAAACAAGAGAAAAACAGGCCCCUCCCCCUCUCCCUCUGACAGCAAGCCGCACAAACACCAGGCUCUUUUCUCACAGUUCUUCUCACCGUUCGGUUUCACAAGUUUCUCUUUUAUUAAAAAUGCAGGGGAGCGAUGCCAGCCAUCGCUUUUUCAUCCUGGUCUGCCUGGAAGAGUUUCAGAGUCCUCCUCUCGAAAUCCCUUUCCCUCUUCUGGUCGCAUGCUGCCAGUUUCCUCUCUUUUUUUCACUAAAAAAAAGCUGAUAAUGUUUUAUAAACCAGUAAUGUGUGCGAAGAGAUUGUCCAGGCGCCAACAUGUUUCCUUAAAGUAAUUUCACAUCAGUAAGUGACGAGUGGUGUAUGUAUGUAUUGACUAGAUCACCCUUAUCUUACUGCACCAACACGUGCCAUAACAGGGACUUUUAAUCGGACUUUAAGCAUUGACGGCUGAUUGGAUGGCUACGGUGAUGCCAUGGCUCACUCUCCACUGUGUGAGAGUUUUCCCCAUAUAGUAGGCCCCCUGAUUUACUGUGUGAAAGUGGUGUUUUCCCCCUAUAGUAGGCCCCCUGACCUACUGAGUGAAAGUGGUGUUUUCCCCCUAUAGUAGGCCCCCUGAUCUACUGUGUGAAAGUGGUGUUUUCCCCCUGUAGUAGGCCCCCUGAUUUACUUUGUGAAAGUGGUGUUUUCCCCCUAUAGUAGGCCUGCUGAUAUACUGUGUGAAAGUGGUGUUUUCCCCCUAUAGUAGGCCUGCUGAUAUACUGUGUGAAAGUGAUGUUUUCCCCCUAUAGUAGGCCCCCUGAUCUACUUUGUGAAAGUGGUGUUUUACCCCUGUAGUAGGCCCCCUGAUCUACUGUGUGAAAGUGGUGUUUUCCCCCUAUAGUAGGCCUGCUGAUAUACUGUGUGAAAGUGAUGUUUUCCCCCUAUAGUAGGCCCCCUGAUCUACUUUGUGAAAGUGGUGUUUUCCCCCUGUAGUAGGCCCCCUGAUCUACUGUGUGAAAGUGGUGUUUUCCCCCUGUAGUAGGCCCCCUGAUUUACUGUAGUCAUUCCCACAGCCUUCAAUGCUUAAAGUCCCUUCUGUCUCUACUGCCCCCUGUGGAUAAAGCGUGUCACUGCAGUGCUGCAGCGAAAGUUUGGUGCUGGAUCCUGUCUUCUUAGGACAGAUCCAGGGGUGGAAAACUCAGAUUCAGACAGUAAAAAGUCCUCCCCAGGAUUUUGUUCCAGCCACCUGGAUUGUCUAAUUAGCACAAUUCUUCAGCCGGGAGGUAGAGUUAAUUUGUGGAAUCAGCUGGCUGGACUUACAUUACAAUACAUUACAGGCAUUUAGCAGACACUCUUAUCCAGAGUGACUUACACAACUUUUUACACAGCAUUUACAUUGCAUCCUUUUAUAUAGCUGGAUAUGUAUACUGAAGAAAUGCAGGUUCAGUACCUCGCUCAAGGGUACAACAGCAGUGUCCUACCUGGGAAUGGAACCUGUCACCUUCCGGUUGCACAUAAGGGGACUUUUACUCUCUGAUUCCUGGGCUCUUCACCUCUGGCCUUCUGACAGAAAUGUGCAGAGCCUUACACUGUAUAUACACAAUCACACAAAGAGGAAAUAUUUCAAUCUGCAUUAAACGUACGUAUAUUUAUAUGGAUAUUUUAUACGGGCAUCUGUAUUUUUAGAAUAGAACGGAAUAUGUAAUCUAUUUAUAUAGAUGAUGUAAGCGGUCCAGUGAGCAGAGUGGGGCUGUCAGAUUGUUAGAGGGUGUGAUAUGGCUCCAGGUUCACCGUGAAAAACUGAAAAACUGUCAGAUUCUGAUUCUAUACUUCCCUGAUGUCUCUCUCUCUCUCCCUCUCUCCCUCCCUCUCCCUCUCUCUCCCCCUCUCUCUCUCUCUCUCCCUCUCUCUUGCUCUCUCUCUCUCCUCUCCCUCUCUCUCUCUCUCUCUCUUCCUCUGAGAUUCUGAGGAGCUGUUGAGGUGGUGAAACAGGGUGUCUUCUCAUUAAUACCAUAUAGGAGAGAAAGUGGGGGGGGGGGGGGCAUUUAGGGGAGGGGGAGCUUUUCCAGUGAAAAUGGGAAAACAUCCUGCGAGACAUCCCCCAGCCCACUUAGGGAGAGGAGGCGUUCCCUGUGACCACGGCUCAUUAAAAUAUGACCUCACAGUCAGAUGGGAAAACUGCCGUGUAAUUUGUGUGUGGGUCUGCGGAAGGGGUAUAAAUGUGUUUUUGAGCAUGACCACUCUCACCACCUGCCAUCCACAGAAUACCGACACCAGGAAGCCUGCAUUUUAAAGUGCACUUUGAAAGGCCAAAGUCAAACCGUAAAGUAUAUCGAACAGAAAAUGUGACGGGUGUAAAUUCAGGGCUCCACAGACCACUGGAGUUUUUGGGUUGGGGCGGGG